Dromiciops gliroides (monito del monte) is the source of this 6343-nucleotide messenger RNA. RefSeq names its product elongator acetyltransferase complex subunit 1 (gene ELP1). Gene Ontology annotation, cellular component: cytosol; elongator holoenzyme complex. The record is from RefSeq and is a predicted model, not a curated record. NCBI's taxonomy places the organism in Eukaryota, Metazoa, Chordata, Mammalia, Microbiotheria, Microbiotheriidae. Gene Ontology annotation, biological process: tRNA wobble base 5-methoxycarbonylmethyl-2-thiouridinylation. The coding region runs from base 154 to 4149 and encodes 1331 amino acids. Gene Ontology annotation, molecular function: protein binding; tRNA binding. The transcript is spliced from 37 exons.
GGAAGCUCCGUGAAGCGGCUGGCUUUCCUGGGUGCUCCGUAUCGCCGGGGAGAGCGUGCGCACCGAGGAAAGGGGUGCGCGUGGCUACGGGCCAGGCCACCGACCUUGCCGGAGUCCUUUUAGACAGAGAGCAGCCGCAGUCAUACAUUCACCAUGCGCAACCUAAAGUUACUUCGGACCUUGGAAUUCAAGGAUAUUCAGACUCUUGGGAAACCCCAGUGUUUUUCCCUCCGGACUGAUCAGGGAACACUGCUCAUUGGCUCAGGAUACGGGCUUAUAGAAGUGGAUCCUGUUGCAAAAGAAGUAACCUGUGAGAUUCCCUUGAUGUCACAGGGCUUUCUGCCAGAAGAUGGCAGUGGCUGCAUUGUGGGUGUCCAGGACCUGCUGGAUCAGGAGUCUGUGUGUGUGGCCACAGCUGCGGGAGAUGUCCUACUCUGUAAUCUCAGCAGCAGCCAGCUGGAGUGUGUUGGGAAUGUUGCCAGUGGUUUGUCUGUCAUGAGUUGGAGUCCAGACCAGGAACUCGUUCUUCUUGUUACAGGCCAGCAGACCUUAAUUUUGAUGACCAAAGAAUUUGAACCAAUCAUGGAGAAGCAAAUCCAUCAAGAUGAUUUUGGAGAAAGCAAAUUUAUCACUGUUGGAUGGGGUAAAAAGGAGACUCAGUUCCAUGGAUCAGAAGGCAAACAAGCUGCACAUCGCAAGCAAAUGAAUGAGCAGCCUGCUUUGCCCUGGGAUGACCAUAGACCGCAGGUUACCUGGAGAGGGGAUGGACAAUUUUUUGCUGUGAGUGCUGUUUGCCCAGAGACAGGGGCUCGGAAAAUCAGAGUAUGGAACAGAGAGCUUGUUUUACAGUCAACCAGUGAGCCUGUUGCAGGACUAGGACAAGCAUUGGCAUGGAAGCCUUCUGGUAGUUUGAUUGCAUCUACACAGAAUAAACCUAACCAGCAUGAUGUUGUAUUUUUUGAAAAAAAUGGACUUCUUCAUGGAGAUUUUAUACUUCCUUUCCAGAAAGGUCAGGUAAAGGUAAAUGAGCUGCUAUGGAAUUCAGAUUCUACAGUCCUGGCACUUUGGCUUGAAGACCUUAACUGUGAGGAGAAUGCAGGGCCAGCAUCCUAUGUUCAGCUCUGGACAGUUGGAAACUAUCACUGGUACCUUAAACAAAAUCUACACUUUAGUAAUUGCAAAAAGAGCAAGAUUGUGUCGCUGACCUGGGAUCCAGUGACUCCCUACAGAUUACACGUCCUCUGUCAGGGAUGGCAUUACCUCUGCUAUGACUGGUAUUGGAGCACUGACCGGAGCACGGGAGAGAAUGCAUGUGACCUAGCAAAUGUGGCUGUCAUUGAUGGAGACAAGGUGUUGGUGACAGCCUUUCAACAUUCUGUGGUGCCUCCACCUCUCUGUACCUAUGAGUUACAUCUUCCACAUCCUGUGAACCAAGUCAUGUUCUGUGCACAUCCUAAAAAAAGCAGUGACCUUGCCGUUCUCGAUGCCAAUAACCAGAUUUCUGUCUAUAGAUCUGGUGGUACUACAGAUUUAGACCCUACAGUGAAAAUGGGAGCUGUGGGGGGAAAUGGAUUUAAGGUUUCUGUUACAACACCUCACCUGGAAAAAAUAUACAAGAUUCAUUUUGAGACUAGAGAAGAUCAGGAAGUAAAUCCCCUGAACUUGUGCCUUCUCACUUGGAUCCAAGAAGAUACUUUCUUGGCUAUCAGUCAUGGCUCAUCCUCUGUUGUUCACCAUGUGACUGUGGCCUCUUCUGAAACAGAGGACAAAAGUGGACAUCUGAAUAUAAGCUCAUCAGUGACUGUGGAUGGAGUUGUGAUCAGUCUGUGUUAUAAUCCCAAAACCAAAUCAGUGGCACUACAGUUAGCUGACGGUCAGAUCCUCAAAUACCUUUGGGAAUCUUCAACUCCUGCUGUUGAAACAUGGAAGGAUCGUAGUGGUUUUGCUGUCCAGUUUCCCUACCCAUGCACACAGACUACACUGGCUGUAAUAGGUGGUGAAGAAUGCAUUCUGGGGCUGACCGACAGGUGUCGCUUUUUCAUUAAUGAUAUUGAGGUUGCAUCCAAUAUCAUGUCAUUUGCAAUAUAUGAUGAAUUUUUGCUGCUGACAACCCACUCUCAUACCUGUCAGUGUCUAUACUUGAGAGAUACUUCUUUUAAAGCUUUCCAAGCAGGUCUGACCAACAGUACUGCCUCUAAUGAGGAAUCUCUACGGAAAGUAGAAAGAGGUUCCCGCAUUGUCACUGUUGUGCCACAGGACACAAAGCUCGUAUUACAGAUGCCGAGGGGAAACUUAGAAGUUGUCUAUCAUCGAGCCCUGGUUUUAGCUCAGAUUCGGAAGUGGUUAGACAGACUUAUGUUUAAAGAAGCAUUUGAAUGUAUGAGAAAACUGAGAAUUAAUCUAAAUCUGAUUCAUGACCAUAACCCACAGGCAUUUCUCGAAAAUGUGGAAACCUUUGUAAAGCAGAUUGAUUCUGUAAAUCAUAUAAAUCUGUUUUUCACAGAAUUGAAGGAAGAAGACAUUACAAAGACUAUGUACCCUCCUCCAGUUGCCAACAAUAUCCAAAUGACCAGGGGUCCUGAUGGUAAAAAAGUAGACCUUAUCUGUGAUGCCAUGAGAGUAGCCAUGCAGAACAUAAAUCCUCACAAGUACUGCCUAUGUAUACUGACUUCUCACAUAAAAAAGACUAAACCAGAACUGGAAAUUGUCUUACAGAAGGUCCAUGAUCUUCAAGGAAAUACUCCAUCUUCUCCUGAUGCUGUGAGUGCAGAGGAAGCCUUAAAAUACUUACUGCUUUUGGUGGAUGUCAAUGAACUGUAUGACUAUUCUUUAGGGACAUACGACUUUGACUUGGUGCUCAUGGUAGCUGAGAAGUCACAGAAGGAUCCCAAAGAAUAUCUUCCAUUUCUAAACACACUUAGAAAGAUGGAAAUCAAUUAUCAACGGUACACAAUAGAUAAGCACUUGAAACGGUAUGAAAAAGCCAUUGGUCACCUCAGCAAAUGUGGACCUGAGUAUUUUCCAGAAUGUUUAAACUUGAUAAAGGACAAAAACUUAUAUAAUGAAGCUCUGAAAUUGUACCCAUCAAAUUCUCAACAAUACAAGGAUAUCAGUAGCAUUUAUGGGGAACACCUGAAGCAAAAGAAUCUUUUUGAACAAGCAGGACUAGUAUUUGCACGCUCUGGCGCCUAUGAGAAAGCCCUGGAUGCUUUUGUGACCAGUGGCAGCUGGCAGCAAGCCUUCUGUAUGGCAAGUCAGCUGAACUAUACCAAAGACCAGUUGGCCAGCCUGGGCAGAACUCUGUCAGGAAAGCUAGCAGAGCAGAGGAAACACAGUGAUGCAGCCCUAGUUUUGGAGCAAUAUGCUGAGGACUAUGAAGAAGCUGUAUUAUUGCUAUUAGAAGGAGCUAUUUGGGAAGAAGCACUAAGAUUGGUUUACAAAUACAACAGGCUUGACAUCAUAGAAACAAAUAUUAAACCUUCAAUUUUAGAAGCCCAAAAAAACUACAUGGUGUUUAUGGAAUCUCAGACAGCCAUUUUCACUCGCCAUAGAAAACGUUUACUGGUGGUUCGAGAGUUAAAGGAGCAAACCCAACAAGGGAAUCUAGAUGAUGACAUGCCAAAUGGCCAGGAGUCAGACCUCUUCUCUGAAACUAGCAGUAUCGUGAGUGGUAGUGACAUGAGUGGCAGAUACUCUCACAGUAACUCCAGGAUAUCUGCGAGAUCCUCCAAGAAUCGCCGAAAAGCAGAAAGAAAGAAGCACAGUCUGAAGGAGGGAAGUCCACUAGAAGACCUAGCUCUUUUGGAAGCCCUAAGUGAAGUGAUACACAGCAUUGAAAAAUUGAAAGAUGAGAUUUACCAGCUUUUAAAAGUACUCUUUCUCUUUGAGUAUGAUGAACAAGCAAGAGAAUUACAAAAAAUGUUUGAAGAUACUCUGCAGCUGAUGGAAAAUUCACUCCCAGAAAUUUGGAACCCCUCCUGCCAACAGAAUCCAGCUAUUCCUGUUCUGGGUCCCAAUUCAACUGCAAACAGCAUCAUGGCUUCCUAUCGACAGCAAAAGGCUUCAGCUCCUGUGUUCCAGGGUGCAGAACUUUUUAUACCUCCGAAGAUCAAUAAAACUAUCCAGUGGAAACUGAGCCUUCUAGAGUAACUCUGAUACCAUUCGGAGGUGCUCUUAGGGUGAAUAGUAUCAUUUUAAACUCAUCUCAGUAUUUUGCCAUCCCCACCUUGAGGUCCUAAUAUCUGAACCUUGGAGAAUAUAAGAGGAAUAUCUUCUGAAAUUACUAUUGCUUUUUGGGUCAGACUUUGUCUCACAACUUAAAAUUAUUUUUUUCAGAAUACUCAUCUAUGCUACACUUCUCAUUUUUAAAAACAGAGACUUUAAUCUGUAUACAGCACCAAGUUACAAGUAUCUUACUAAUGGUGUUUUUAAAAGUCAGUGAGUGGGGCAGCUAGGUGGUGCAGUGGAUAGAGCACCGGCCCUGGAUUCAGGAAUACCCGAGUUCAAAUCCGGCCUCAGACCCUUGACACUUACUAGCUGUGUGACCCUGGGCAAGUCACUUAACCCUCAGUGUCCUGCCCACCCCCCCCCAAAAAAAGUCAGUGAGUAUUGUUAUAGUACAGGAGUCAGGACUGGCUUCUCUUUUCACUACACUGUUAACACACAGUGGCAGAUCACUUGGUCUUUGUGCCUCAUUUUUCCAUCUUUAAAAUGAGAAUAAUUCCUGCUUCCCACCUCACAAGACAGGAGUAUUGUGAGAGCAUGUGACUUCAUGCCCAUAACAUGCUUUAAUUUCUUGGCAAAAGGCAAAUAUAUAUGAAUAAUAAGUUGUUGGCAGGUUACCACCUAAAGAGUUGUGGAAAUUGAUGAUUUCUGUUUUUUUCCAAGUUAACUAAAGCAUAAUAAAAAGUUUUAUGGUUCCAUUGAAUUUUUAAACUCUCCUAUUUAUCAAUUCUCACUUAGUUGGCAGUUGUUACUUUCAUGAAAAUUACAGGUUAUACCGUAACAAAUCAUAAGCUUCCAGGUGUUGAGUUUUUACCUCCUAUAGUUGGUCUAUUGUGGACUAUUAUACUGCUUUAAUACUUACUGCUAAUGAGAUAGCAGUGUUAGAAGAUUAACUCAAAUUGAAAUGCCUAUAAAAUGCUGUUACAUUCACAACAGAAUCUAGCAGAGUGCCUACGUAGCAUAUAUAAUGUAGUAAUCACUCCUGGUUCUCCAAAGAUUGUUUCGUUUGGUUAAUGUCUUAGGCAAAGUGUCAGACACUAUUUUGUUUUGAUUAUUGGUAUUUUGAUUUCCAUUCCAUUCUUUUUGACACAUAGAUUUUUUUCAGGAUAAUUUCCUCUCCUAUCUUGAGGAAAUAAGUUAGAAUUAAAAGGUAGAGGGGGUGUGGGGAUAUAAAUGUUGAGCUUGACAGUCCAGUUUAUUCUGAUUACCACUUCGUGGCUUAUAUGUCUUCUCCAAAACCUUCCAUGAACUGGCCUUUAUAUGAAAUAAAACUAUAAACAACCCAUAUAUAGAUCUUACUGAUUACAGAAUAUAAACCCAGAAAUUCUAUAUCUGUUACUUUAGAUAGGUAUAGAAUACUUACAUGAGCAUUUUUACAUAUUUCCUUGCCUUUGGUAAUUUUCUGAUAAAUCUAUAGUAAAAUUUGUCAUGUUUGAUAUUGGUUUAAGCAAAUUAUAAACAAAAUUUUAGCUUCGAAUAGGAAUAAAAUAUUAGCAGAAUUUUGCUUCCUGCAAGCCAUAAAACAGGUAGGAUCACAUGAUUUAAGAGUUGAAGCAGAUUACAGUCUGGGCUCUAUGAUAAUUUGGCAUUCAGUAAGCAUUUAUUAAGCACAUACAAUGUUUUUAAGGCUUUGUAAAAAUGUAUCCAAAAAUUUUAAAUAGUUCCUACACUUGGGGAGUUUACAUUUUACUAGAAUCUCAAAGGAGUUCUUUUACUGCCCAGAGCAUUAGUAAGAAUACCAGAUCUCUUCAGAAUGCUAAGACUACAUCAUUUGAAGAAUGACCCAACAAAUUGUGGAAUGGAAUGGAAUAUUACUAUGCUAUAAAGAAUACAGAGAAUCCUGAGGGAAAAGGUGAAGCAAGCUAAACCAGGGGAAAAUGUAUAUAUGCCCAAUGAUUCCAACUAUGUAAGUGAAAAAUUAAAAAAAAAAAGUUUUUAAAAUCUGUUACUAUAUUGAACAAACUUGGACCUGAAAAAGGAGAGAUGAAAAUACACUACUGCCUCACCCUCUUUGCCGAGGACAUCCAUACUGCAUGUACUUGUGGGGGUGAGAGAUAUAUUGAGAAUUAAAGUGCUGUAAAAAUAAAAGCUAUCAAUAAAAAUGUUUGUUGAAGCAAAA